AUGAGAGUUAUUGUAUUGAAUAUACGCAGAGAGAGACUCUCAAUUGAUGUAGGGGUGAGGAGGUUAUUAAUGAGGUGUUGUCUUCCCCAGGUGGCUCAUGACUGUCGCGGGGACGCCGGGGCGCUCUACCACCAGUUCGGCGUCACGCUCAAAAACGUCUUCGACACCCAGGCAGCCCAUGCAGUCUUGCAACAACAAGAGACAGGAAAGCCUGUGUACAAAGUGAAGAAUGUCUCCCUCAACACACUCUGCCGCUCCUACAAUGCUCCUGUCAACCCACGCAAAGACCAGAUGAAGAACGUUUACCGCCGUGAUCAGAGAUUCUGGGCACGACGACCACUAACAGAAGACAUGAUUGUAUAUGCAGCCUAUGAUGUUGUAGCUCUUGUUCCAACAGUCUACGAUGCCAUGAAAAGACAGCUAGACCCUGGAUUGAUGCCUCUAUUUGAGGAACUCUGUCGGGAGCAAGUGGAGGCCUUGAUACAACCGGAGGAAGUUAAACAAAAGAAAAAGCAACGCAAAAUUGAAACUGAAGUGGCAGAAUUGAAAAACAAGUUAGCGACCACCCAAGCUAGAGCAAUUGUCUUGUCUAAUAGAGAGAUCAGACUACUCAGAUAUCUUGAACUGAGUGAUGAAGAACGAGAGAAACUUGAAGGAUCUUACAAAGUGGCUAAGAAGUUGGAACGUCUUCAAAGUAAAAGAGAACGGGAUGAAUCUCCUGAAAAAAAUGGAGAGGAGGAGGAUGACAAUAGUGAAGAUGAUGAUGAUGAUGAACGUGAUGGUGUAGAGGAAGGGGAAUACCCUAGUUUGAGCAGUGUAGGAUCUGGAGGAUCUGGAGGCUCAGGAGGUGGACUACUUUCCCCACGUUGUGAUGGUGAAGGGGACGGUGAUGGCUAUGGUGGUUCACCAUCACUUACCACCAGCAUGAACAUGGUGGAUCAGGUUUUAAGCAAUGGUGCAAUGGAUCGCAUGGAGAAGAUUGACCGAUUGGAAGCAAUCUUAGCAGCAGCUACCCAGGUUUCCGGUACCUCCUCUCCUGUGGCCAUAACCACUAACAGUCCUCCAGCUCAAUGUUGCUGCCAUUGUCAUGGUUACUCACAAGGGUUAACCAUAUCCCCCCAGACCUCCCCACCUCACUCUCUAAACAAUGUGCCCUCUAUGUCAGCCUUCACCAGUAAAGCUGAUGCUCAGUGCCAGACUCUCAGUACCGGCGACAUUGUGAUCACCAAAGUGUUCUUCCCUGAUAGUCCUGAUAAUGUAAAGGACAAGAAGUGAUGUGUACAGCAUGUAUAUAGUUUUGUAUAUUUUUAAUUAUUCUUGAGAGUGUGGUUAUGACCACAGUGUGAUAGUUAGAUGGUGCCGUAUGCAGGCACCUGUGAUAGCGAGCCCAUGGGCUCAUGCAGCUAGCUAGGGUAACUCACCUGCCUCAGGUAUUUUUAGAAUAAGACGGGCAUUUUAUGCCAUGAUCUGGGAGUGUUACGUCUUAUUGAAAAUACCUUUAACUGGUAAGUAUCCUACCCACCAGGUAUGCUGGUGCAGGACUAACUCAAGCUUUAAUAUCCAACACAAGUGACACUACCAAAGUCUUUUAUCAUUUUCCAGGUACUUAUUUUGCCAGAUAAUUGUUCUUUUUAUUCUAUUGUUAUUAGACAAAAUAAAUUCAGCUUACUUCUGUGCUGAAGUAUUGCUAGAGUUGGGAUGCUUUUUAGGGUUGGGAACAUAUCGUUAAAUGCCUUCCUAGGUACAUUAGGGUUUAUUUUAACUUACUCAAUGGUAUUUCUGGUGAAAUAUAUCAUUGAGUGCAGCAGGUGAGGCCAGGUAAGACCCAGACUUACCUGAGAACCCCAGGAGCCUUCACUGCUCACAACAAUAAAUCUCUGUUGAGCUAUA
Homarus americanus (American lobster) is the source of this 1890-nucleotide messenger RNA. Its product is annotated as piRNA biogenesis protein EXD1-like. Gene Ontology annotation, molecular function: nucleic acid binding; 3'-5' exonuclease activity. Lineage: Eukaryota; Metazoa; Arthropoda; Malacostraca; Decapoda; Nephropidae. Gene Ontology annotation, biological process: nucleobase-containing compound metabolic process. Bases 1 to 1275 code for a protein of 424 amino acids. The transcript has 7 exons. The record is from RefSeq and is a predicted model, not a curated record.